AUGACUCGUGUUGUUUGGAAUGAUACUAUUAUUCCAGAAGAUUUUGAAACUGAGUGGCAUUCAAUAAUGUCUACUUUUGGAUUGGAAAAUCAUGAGUGGUUAAAAGACAUGUACGAUCUUCGAUUUGAUUGGAUUCCUGCUUAUUACCAUGGAGAGGAUUUGGCUGGGCUUAUGCGUACUACCUCAAGAUGUGAAAGCGAGAAUUACUUCUUUGGUCAGAUUUGCAAUCCAAGAUGUACACUUGUUGAAUUUUUCACUCAUUUUGAGACAGCAAUGGAUAUUCAAAGGCAUGAGCAUAGGAGGAAUGAUCAUGAUACAAGGUAUAUUGAGUGUAAACCGUGGAGUGACUUUGUAUUGGAGAAACAAGCAUCAGAAAUAUACACCCAAACAAUUUUUAAGGAUAUUCAAAUUGAAAUUGAUGCUGCUAUUACAAAGUGUAUGUCAAAGUCUGUUGAUACUGUGGGUGAUUUUCAAUAUUUUGAAAUAAAGGAUUUCAGACAGCCAUGCACAUCUUUUUUCAAGGUGCAAUACAGCAAAGAAGAAGAUGGUUUAAGUAUAAAUUGUUCUUGCAAACGGUUUGAACAAUUUGGUAUAUUGUGCCGCCAUAUAUUUUAUGUAUUACGGUAUGAGGAUAUUAGUGAGUUUCCUAGAAGAUAUGCUCAUAGAAGAUGGACGAGAGAUGUCGUUUCAAUGGGAUCAAAUCAUUCCAAUAUUCGAUUUGAUGAAAUUGGUAGGAAUAGUGAGAUUGAUAAAGUUUAUAGAGAGAUUGUUCUUGCAAAUGAGUACGUGGUUAAUAGGCUGGUUGGCGAUUUAGAUGAAUUGUGUCGUUACAGGGAUCAUAUUAAAAGUUAUAUUGAUAAAGCGGAUGAGGUUAUGGUUGCUGCGCCGCCUCCUACUCGCAAAGAAAGAUUUGCUGAUAUUGGAGGGAACAUAGAGAAAUCUGAUUCUAUGAUUCGUGUCCCUAUCAAAACAAGGACCAAAGGAUGCGGUGUACAAAAAAGGAUCAAGUCUAAUCGUGAGAUUGCAAUUCAGAAAUCAUCAAAGAUCCAGAAAUCGUGCCGUGUUUGUGGUGGAAAAGGACAUAACAGUCGAACGUGUAAAGAUAAGGUUUCUUCUAAUGCUAUAGGUUCUAGCAAUGGAGUGUAA
Helianthus annuus (common sunflower) is the source of this 1146-nucleotide messenger RNA. Its product is annotated as protein FAR1-RELATED SEQUENCE 5-like. Gene Ontology annotation, biological process: regulation of DNA-templated transcription. The transcript is spliced from 2 exons. The record is from RefSeq and is a predicted model, not a curated record. The coding region runs from base 1 to 1146 and encodes 381 amino acids. NCBI's taxonomy places the organism in Eukaryota, Viridiplantae, Streptophyta, Magnoliopsida, Asterales, Asteraceae. Gene Ontology annotation, molecular function: zinc ion binding.